GCUAGCACAGCUGACCGAAUUGCACGUACACACUACCAGUAUACGGUAUUUCCGUGCAUAUUACCCGAGCAUGCAUGCCUAGAGCGGAGCGGCGACCCCGUACACUCGGACGAUCCAUCCAGGUCACGUUGCUCAGCUCAGAUCAGCUAGUCACAUAAUUUUCUGUGACCGACGAGCAGUCGAUGCGGAAAUCUUGAAUUGGGGCACUUCUUUUCUAGAUAUUGACCAUCAACAUGGCCCAAAGUGACCAUGAGAAGAGGAAGCAGAUUAGCGUGCGUGGUAUCGCCGGUAUCGAGGAUGUUUCCAACUUCAAGGCGAGUUUUAAUCGGCAUCUUCACUACACCUUGGUGAAGGAUAGAAAUGUCGCUACUCAACGCGACUACUACAUCGCCCUGGCCCACUCGGUUCGUGAUCAUCUUGUUGGCCGUUGGAUCCGCACCCAGCAGUAUUACUAUGAAACUGAUCCAAAGCGUGUGUACUACCUCUCUCUGGAAUACUAUAUUGGACGUACCCUAACCAAUACCAUGGUCAACCUUGGCAUCCAGAGUCAAUGUGACGAGGCCCUUUACCAGCUUGGUCUGAACAUAGAGGAGUUGGAGGAGCUAGAGGAUGAUGCCGGUCUGGGAAACGGUGGUUUGGGCAGGCUCGCAGCCUGCUUCCUUGAUUCCAUGGCGACACUUGGCUUGGCUGCCUAUGGAUAUGGUAUACGCUACGACUAUGGUAUCUUCACUCAGAAAAUCAAAGAUGGCCAUCAGGUUGAGGAACCAGAUGACUGGUUGAGAUAUGGCAACCCAUGGGAGAAGGCAAGACCGGAGUACACCAUACCAGUCAACUUCUAUGGCCGUACUGAGAAGAAAGAUGGCAAGGUCAAAUGGGUUGACACUAAGGUUGUGUUUGCCAUGCCGUAUGACAGCCCUACCCCUGGAUACAAGAAUAACACAGUGAACACCAUGAGACUGUGGUCUGCCAAGUCCAAGAACAGCUUUGAUCUCACUUUCUUCAAUGAUGGUGACUAUGUGCAGGCUGUACUGGACAGGAAUGUAGCAGAGAACAUCACCCGUGUACUCUAUCCUAAUGACAAUGUCUGUGAAGGUAAGGAGCUACGUCUGAAGCAGGAGUACUUCAUGGUGACCGCAUCUCUCCAGGACAUCAUCAGACGUUUCAAGUCUUCCAAGUUUGGCUGCAGGGAUCCUGUCAGGACCACCUUUGAUACCUUCCCAGAUAAGGCUGCUAUUCAGCUGAAUGACACCCACCCUGCCAUGGCCAUCCCUGAACUGAUGAGGAUCUUGAUAGAUGUUGAAGAAAUGGAAUGGGAGAAGGCCUGGGACAUCAUUGUUCGUACCUUUGCCUACACCAAUCAUACCAUCCUUCCUGAAGCCCUUGAGAGGUGGCCAGUAGGCCUCCUGGAGUAUGUCCUACCACGUCAUCUUGAGAUCAUCUAUGAGAUCAACAUGAGGCAUAUGGAAGAAGUCAGCAAGCGUUACCCGGGUGACUUUGAUCGCAUGCGCCGGAUGUCAAUCGUUGAGGAAGGCGAUCAUAAGCGUAUCAAUAUGGCUCAUCUCUCCAUCGUAGGUGCUCAUGCUGUGAACGGUGUUGCAGCUAUCCACACCGGUCUCAUCAAGUCUAGUGUGUUCCGUGACUUCUAUGACAUGUACCCUGAGAAGUUCCAGAACAAGACCAAUGGGAUCACCCCUCGUCGCUGGCUGCUUCUUUGCAACCCUGGUCUCUCUGAUGCCAUUGCUGAUAAAAUUGGUGAGGAGUGGACUACAGACCUGUCCCAGCUGAGGAAGCUAGAGCAACAUGUCUCUGAUAAAGCUUUCAUCAUGUCAAUUCAACAGGUCAAGCAGGAGAACAAGAUGAAGCUAGCUCAGUAUCUUGAGAAGCAGAAUGGAGUUCACAUCAACGUCAACUCCAUGUUUGACAUCCAAGUCAAGAGAAUCCAUGAGUACAAACGGCAGCUGCUCAAUGCUCUUCAUAUGAUCUGUCUCUACAACAGAAUCAAGAAGGAUCCGAGUGCCCCUUUCGUCCCACGUACAAUAAUGAUUGGUGGCAAGGCUGCACCUGGGUACCACACGGCCAAACAGAUCAUCCAUCUCAUCAACAGUAUUGCUAGGGUGGUCAACAGUGACCCCAUUGUCGGUGACAAACUCAAGGUCAUCUUCUUGGAGAACUACAGGGUUUCUCUUGCAGAGAAAGUGAUCCCAGCUUGUGAUCUGUCUGAGCAGAUCUCACUAGCAGGCACUGAGGCUUCGGGUACGGGCAAUAUGAAGUUCAUGUUAAAUGGAGGUCUGACUAUCGGCACUCUAGAUGGAGCCAACGUUGAGAUGAGAGAGGAGAUGGGAGAUGAGAACAUCUUCAUCUUUGGUAUGACAGUGGAAGAGGUACAAGCAAGAAAAGAUGGCUAUAAUCCGCGUGAAUUCUAUGAGAAGAAUGCUGAGCUGAAGCAAGCUAUUGAUCAGAUCCAGGGAGGCUUCUUCUCACCUAAUGAUCCUGGUGCUUUCCAUGAUAUCGUCAACUCACUUCUAAAUCAUGAUACGUACAUGCUUCUAGCUGAUUUUGAGUCCUACCUCGCAGCACAGAGCCGUGUCAGUGAGCUCUUCACUAAACCCAGGGAAUGGACAAUGAAGUGCAUACACAACAUCGCAUCUUCUGGUAAGUUCUCCAGCGACCGUACCAUCGGGGAGUACGCUAAAGACAUCUGGGACGUCCAACCCAACCCAGUCAAGCUUCCCGACCCUCAUGAGGAGCCAGUAAGGAAGGCUUAACCAGGAGGGUCCUAAAGCUGGCCAGCCUAUAGGCUUCUUGGUUGUAUAGUAUAGAAUCAAAUCUAAUGCAGUAUAAAAACCACCUGAGUGUAGUUGAUAUCUUGCAAGCACCGUGUUAUUGCAUUCAUAGUGAUCACUGAUAUAAACAAUUAUUGAAUUGUGUGCAAAUUGGCACUUCCCUUGUGUGCAAAAUUGAUCAUUGUUGGAUAUAUUCUUAUUGUUGUGCUUAAAACCAUGCAAGCAAUAUAUAUCUAUAUUCAUUGUUAGUUGAAUGUGAACUGCCAAACCUAUCAGUGUCUAUAUUUAUAAUCAAUAACCAAUUCAAAUCUAGAUACAUGUUUUCUGUAGGAUAUCAAAAUGAUUUAAACUUGAUACCACAUAGUGGUGAGUAACAUCAUAUUGAAUUGAAAACAAUGUUCUGUUGAGUUUAGGAAUUUAUCAAUAGAAUAUAAUUUAGGAUGAUCUAUUACAUUAUACAGCACUGCACAUAUUUUAUAGUACCUUUUGGGACCAUGGCAGAUGCUUUUAAAAGUUUUGUUGAAGUACUAAAGUGGAUAGAAAAUGGGAUAUUGUCUGUUGGAGAAAUCUCACAUUAAUCAGUUUUGAUACUUAAAGUUUAUUUACUUUGGUUCUGUAUAAUUAUAGUAACCAAAAUGUUUAAUGUGUGGGGGAGAAAAAACCUAUUGCAGUGAACAUAUAUGAGAUGAAAACCAAAUAUAUACACACGCAUCUUGUUUUUAGAAAACAACAAUAAAGGUGUGUAGAUUAUUUUUUGAUCAAGAUUUAGUCUGUGUCUAAUCUAUCAGAGUGUGCAAAGAGGAUUCAUAUUUCUGUAACCCUUUUGAGGUAUGUUAAACAUAGAGUUAGGAGGAAGAGAAUCCAAAGUCUAGUUUAUUUGCUGCAUGGUGUUAUAGCCAGUAAAAACUCUCUACCAAUUCCUUCCUCACAAAAGUAUAUAAGAAUAUGAUCAUACUUAAAAAGAAAUGGUGUAUUUUUAAACCUUCUUACCCAUACUAGUGGCAUGACAGUGUGACGUGACAUACAGUGGCCAUCUCCUAAAGAGAGUCACCUACCCUUAAACGAAAGAACCUAUCAUCUUUUAUGAUGCCCAUAUAUAUUUGACAUGGUACAUGUACAUGAAGUUUCUAUGUAAUAGUUACGCAAUGUGAUCAAUGUUGUCUUUGUUCUAUUGUAGUUUUAAACCCCUAGGGUUCUUGAAUUUCAAUGUAGAAAUGAGGCUAUUUUUACUAUUUUGGGGGUGUAUUUUUGAUAGAAUGUUCGCACUUGGCUUGGCUACCAGGUGGCAAGUCCAAGGUAUUCAUUUUGUGUCCUUUAUGUUUAGAAGAUGAACAAAGAUAACUCAUUGUUUUACUUGAUACUUCAUCGGAUCCAAGGACUACCAUUCUCAUACAAUUAUCAUGUAUACUAAAAUUGGUGAUGUGAAUGGAAACGUUUAGGACCAGUACCUCGGACUCACUCUGAUACUUAACCACAAUGAUUCCCUUGGUAGUACCGAAGUGAACUCUUUCUAUAUCAUGGCUGGUUAAUUAGUUGAUCUUAUUACAUUAUGCUAUACAUUGAAUGCUGUGCUGAUUGUUACUGAGUAUCAAUUGAAGCUACAUUUACUCAAAGAUAUUGCUAUUUUAGUUCUGGCAGUGAUACCCUCCAUUUCAAAGCUAUCUAAGGAUCCAAUACCAAGUCCUGUAUGAAUUUAAGGGUUAUAUUCUUGGUCUACCUAUAAGCCGACCUGAGUUUUACCCAAGUUUUUGUUUGUUUUUGUUUGUGGUACUGUUGAGCAUCAGUUUGGACUUAGAUGUCUAGAUCAUCUAACUCACAGACAGAAUGCAGUUAAGGCCCAUAAGUGAAGACUUUUGGAUUUUAAUUCAAAGCAUUUAAACAAAAAUGCCCGUUAAAAAGAUGUAGCCUAUUACUAUUUUUUUUAUUUUGUUCACUUGAAAGAAGUUCAUGUAUUGAAUGGCAAAUAUUUUUUUUAGACUAUACAUAGACAUUAACUAGUGACUGAAAUUUGGUUUCUUUUAUUUCUAUUUCGUGCUGUAACAGCCCAUUGACAUGUGCUUCCAGUUAUAUUUUGCUACAGAGAAAAUCAUCUCACUCAAUAAUACUGAAUAUUCCUCAAUUUUCAUUGGUUUUCAAGAAUACAGAUUCAGAUGUAUAGAGCAGUUUUGGAAUGAUCUUGUGAUCCUCUUAUUGUGUUUUUGAAACAUGUUGAGCGCUGAAAUCAUUAAGAAAUUGUAAUUCUUUUGUUUCAAUCCAUAAUAGAUUCUGUAUUAUGUAUCAGAGUAAAGUUCCCUUGUAUGUGAUAAGGGUAAUUGUUGUGUAUUGGUGCAUCAUAUUGAAGUGAGAUACAAUUACUAUCGAGAUUGAAAGAUCAUAUUUAUGUAAAUUACAGUGUUGUUAUGACUGUUUGCUGAUAAAGUACCUUGAUGCUGAAUGGAAUUAUGCAAAAUGAUUUCAGCUCCUAUAUAUUACCAAGAGAGUUUUAAGAUCCAUAGAGCAAUGCGAAAGAAUUGUCUUGUUCCGUUUCAGAUUUUGUAUUGAAUGUAAAUGUUGGCCUAUGUCAAUUGCAUAGCAAUCCAUAGCGAUAAUAAUUUAAUUUUCUGAGGUAUUAUAACUUCAUAAAUCAUAUUUUCUAUGUUCAGCUUUUUGUUGCAUGCAGUUUGGUGAUCAAAUUUUCAUUGUGUAUUGAUAUUUGAUAUAUCCUCUAUUACUUCAUUAUAGUUGUUGAAAAUCCACAUGGUAGAAUUUUCUGUUAAAUAAUUUGUACUUCUUCCAUCUAUAUAAUUUGUAUUUUCUUUUUCAUGACAACAUAAAAUGGCAGUUUUCACCGAGAUUUGCAAUGCAGUUGGAGUGAAAUCAGGUACCAUGACAUAUCUUUGGUCUGAUAAAAAACCUUAAUGAAUUUUUUUUUUUACUACUAUUAUACAGUAGGCUAACGGUUGCAACAUGUGAGAGAGUGGAUUGGGGAGUCCUGAAAAGGACUGUCGGUAAUCUUUCUUGUCUUGAGUGUGUGUGUGUAGUCCUGAAACUACUAUUACUACUAUUACUCUUGUUUCUUCAUGAGUGAAAUGUCUUCAUUUCAUCCAUGAUUAAAAAAGAAAAAACUUAGACUUUUCAUUUGGUAACAUCUCAUUUGAUUUUGUUACUGAUAGAGCUUUCCUAUUGAAACUUAUCAAUCAUUGGAGUAUUGAAAUAGUUAAUUGCAAUGGAUACUAUUAUCUAUAUAUAGUAGUGUAUCACUUUGAUGAAUAUAUGUUUCUUGUAAUAUCUUAUUUGUUUGAAUAUGAAGACGUUUGAUUUUUGUUUAUUGACUGUUAUGGUGCAUUAAUAGCAAAAAUCGAUCAAUGUAUUUGGACAUGUCAUCUGCUAGUAGUUAUCUUCCACCACAGAAUGUCAUCAUAGAGAAUAUCAAUAGUUUAAGGGACAAUUCAGACCAAUACUUAUUCCUGGAAUGAAAAGUCAGCAAACAGAUUUAACAAUUGUGAGGGUAUAACAAUCUUUCUGUGUCAGAUUGUUAAAUUUUGGUUGUAGGUUAAAUACUAUAUUACUUCCUGAAAGGUUUGUUUGAAUGAGAAAUUCAAACUUGUUUUUUUAAGUUUAGCAUUCAUCAAAUUAGGGAAUGAUUUAGCUGUGUAAAGAGAAUGAAAAGCCAACUGUGGGUAAACUGGGCAGUCAUGUAUCUAAUGUAGGAUAACAAUCCCAUCCAUGGGAGAACUUGGAUUCUGUGGAGCAAUCUUUGGCCCAUAUCCCACUUAAAUUUAAACCCGACUUGUGUCCAUAAUCUGGUUUUACAAAAGGUUUUACAAAAGGUUUUACAGAGGUCUAAGGUUCCCCAUUAAGAUUGAUCAUAGACUAUGGGUUGGGUUUAACUUGAUUAGUAUAAUACAUACCUUGCAUGUUUGCAGUUCAGUGAUAAAUGUACAACUUGUUGACAUAAAUACUUGAACUAUAUAGAGAAAAAUUUGAUACAGUUGUGGAAUGAUGAUAUAGCUAUAUAAUUUUCAAAGGAUGAAGCAUGAAGUGGAUUAGAUUCUGAUUAUAUUUUGGUAUGCUUGUGUGUUUUACAGUACUGCUUGUGAACCCAUUGGUAGAUUCAAAAUAGAAAAAAAAGAAACACUUUUUAAUUCAAUACUACUUCUGGAUUGCAGUCAACGUUUAUGGUAGGAUUUCAAUAUGAUUUGUUGACUAAAUACCAAUAAAUUCAAUAACUUCCUAGCAAAA
Strongylocentrotus purpuratus (purple sea urchin) is the source of this 7004-nucleotide messenger RNA. Its product is annotated as glycogen phosphorylase, brain form. The transcript has 20 exons. The record is from RefSeq and is a predicted model, not a curated record. Gene Ontology annotation, biological process: glycogen catabolic process. Lineage: Eukaryota; Metazoa; Echinodermata; Echinoidea; Camarodonta; Strongylocentrotidae. Gene Ontology annotation, cellular component: cytoplasm. Gene Ontology annotation, molecular function: pyridoxal phosphate binding; glycogen phosphorylase activity. The coding region runs from base 234 to 2765 and encodes 843 amino acids.